CUGCGGUGCUCGCGCCGCUCGUGGGUCGGUGGUUGGCCCCGAUGACCCCAGAGAUCUCCAGGCUGGAGGGGCCGCGAUCCCACGGUGUGCAGCGAUGGCGCAGCCUGGCGGCCGCAGUCAACAAUUCCCCCCUGCAGGUCCUGGAAGACGAGCGGGCGGCUCGCUACGUCCACGGCAUCGGCAUCCAUUGGUACCUGGACUUCAUCGGACCCAUCCAGGACACCGUGGUGCCCACGCACCAACUCUUCCCGGAUGUCUUCAUCCUGGCCACGGAGGCCAGCGUGGGCUCCCAUUUUUGGGAGCGGGACGUCAUCCUGGGCUGCUGGGAGCGGGGCAACCAAUACAGCCACAGCAUCCUGACGAACCUGAACAACUUCGUGGCCGGUUGGACCGACUGGAACCUGGCGCUGGACCUGGAGGGGGGACCCAACUGGGUCAAGAAUUUCGUGGACAGCCCCGUCAUC
Molecule: messenger RNA, 464 nt
Organism: Meleagris gallopavo (turkey)
Lineage: Eukaryota; Metazoa; Chordata; Aves; Galliformes; Phasianidae
Source: RefSeq, a predicted model, not a curated record